GGGGUUAAAAUGAAUGAAGACCUGAAGGUCAAUGGAAGCCGGCCGCCUCGGGACUAUUUAGAUGCCGGUGCUGCGGUGAACGUCUCGGCUGCCGUCUCCUCCCAGGGUCCCGUGGUCGAGCCCGAGCCGGAGCUCGUCGUCAACCCCUGGGACAUUGUCCUGUGUACCUCGGGAACCCUCAUCUCCUGUGAAAAUGCCAUCGUGGUCCUUAUCAUCUUCCAUAACCCCAGCCUGCGGGCACCCAUGUUCCUGCUGAUAGGCAGCCUGGCUCUGGCAGACCUGCUGGCGGGCAUCGGACUCAUCAUCAACUUCGUUUUUGCCUACCUGCUUCAGUCAGAAGCCACCAAGCUGGUCACCAUCGGGCUCAUUGUGGCCUCCUUCUCGGCCUCCGUCUGCAGCUUGCUGGCCAUCACCGUGGACCGGUACCUCUCCCUGUAUUACGCGCUGACCUACCACUCGGAGAGGACGGUCACCUUCACCUAUGUCAUGCUCGUCAUGCUCUGGGGCACGUCCAUCUGCCUGGGACUGCUGCCCGUCCUGGGCUGGAACUGCCUCCGGGACGAGUCCACCUGCAGCGUGGUCAGACCCCUCACCAAGAACAACGCGGCCAUCCUCUCCAUCUCUUUCCUCUUCAUGUUCGCCUUCAUGCUGCAGCUCUACAUCCAGAUCUGUAAGAUUGUGAUGCGGCAUGCCCAUCAGAUAGCCCUGCAGCACCACUUCCUGGCCACCUCGCACUACGUGACCACCCGGAAGGGGGUCUCGACGCUGGCCAUCAUCCUGGGGACCUUCGCUGCCUGCUGGAUGCCUUUCACCCUCUAUUCCUUGAUAGCUGACUACACCUACCCGUCCAUCUACACCUACGCCACCCUCCUGCCCGCCACCUACAACUCCAUCAUCAACCCUGUCAUAUACGCUUUCAGAAACCAAGAGAUCCAGAAAGCGCUCUGCCUCAUUUGCUGCGGCUGCAUCCCGUCCAGCCUCUCCCAGAGAGCGCGGUCGCCCAGUGAUGUGUAGCAGCCCCGCGCUCAGGAGGAUCCGGCGUUUACCAAGCGCUCCCACUGCCCGGGCAAACAGUUGAGAUGCUUUCCUCGAAUUCCUUCUGCCGGCUUCUCUCUCCAGCCACCAGGAGCACUUAACAUUGGAGAAGCGUUCAUUUG
Sus scrofa (pig) is the source of this 1157-nucleotide messenger RNA. RefSeq names its product G protein-coupled receptor 12 (gene GPR12). Gene Ontology annotation, molecular function: G protein-coupled receptor activity. Lineage: Eukaryota; Metazoa; Chordata; Mammalia; Artiodactyla; Suidae. Gene Ontology annotation, biological process: G protein-coupled receptor signaling pathway. The record is from RefSeq and is marked provisional. Gene Ontology annotation, cellular component: membrane.